GCUUGUAGUUACGUGGUGGGGCUCUGCAGCGGCUUUGCCUUCUCACUCACCGACAGCAAGUUCGAUACAAAGGGGACCCUCCCGAGGGAAAACACUGGGAAGCUGCUGUUGUGCUGUCAUUGUGGGGACACCCCUCCCAUUCUGGGUAGAGCCCUGGAGAGUAAAGAGCUUUCUCUAAUUCCAGAUUGAUUAGGGAGGCCAAUCCUAGAUUGACCAGGCAGGGGAUUAGAAGGGCAGCCCAGUCAGCAGUUGUCUGAAUGCAUCGCAGGGCACUGGGCGGAAGGCUCUUUUGUGCCACAGAGCGAGGCGCAGACGGGUAAGGAAAUAUAACAGACAACAGGGACCCUCCGCCGUCUUGAGGUGAUUGUGGUACAGCACAAUUCUCUCUGCUCCUGAAGGGGCAGGACUCCGCCUAGGGGGAGUCCAGGGAGAAAACGCUUUAGGAGGCAGAGCAGUCUGUCUCAUUCAGGAUGGGCAGCCUGAGGCCAGAUAUGCAGUAGCCUAAAGGCUGUUAGAUGAGGAAGAAAACUCAUCCCAACAGACAAGGAACGAAGGCACCCGGCAGCUCUGGGAAGAGACAGAACAGCCGUGGGUGCGGCCAGCACCCACAAGAGGUGAGGUGGGAGAUCUGCGGACCGCUCCAGCAUGGAUGAAAUGUACUUGCUUAAUGUGGAAGGAGUCAAGAAAAAGAUUUUACAUGGAGGCCGUGGGGAGCUGCCGCAAUUCAAAGAUGGGAGCAAGCUCACGUUCCACUUUCAGACCCUGAAAGACAACUUUGAGCGCACUGUGAUCGACGACAGCCGGCAAGCUGGCAUCCCCAUGGAGAUCAUCGUGGGGAAGCUGUUCAAAAUCGAGGUGUGGGAGACCUUGCUAACCUCCAUGAGGAUCGGCGAGGUGGCGGAGUUCUGGUGCGACGCUGUUCACACAGGCAUGUACGCGCUGGUCUCCAAGGGCAUGCGGAGGAUCGCGGAGGGCAGGGACCCGCUGGAAGGGCAGAAGCACCGCUGCGGGAUGGGGAACAUGUUUGACUAUCACAGCACUGGCUAUGCGGACCUGGAUGAGCUGCAGAGGGCCCCCCAGCCCCUCAUCUUCAUCAUGGAGCUUUUCAAAGUGGACGACCCCUCGUCCUACAAGCGGGACACCUGGGCCAUGAGCAAAGAGGAGAAGCUGUCGGCUGUUCCUGUCUUGCACCGCGAGGGCAACCGGCUGGUCCUGCUCAAGAGGUACCAGGAGGCAGCAGCAAAGUACCAGGAAGCCGUCAUCUGCCUGCGGAACGUCCAGGCCAAGGAGAAGCCCUGGGCUGAAGACUGGCUGAGCCUGGAGCACCUCAUCACGCCCCUUGUGCUGAACUACUGCCAGUGCCAGCUGGAGCUGGGGGAGUACUACGAGGUCUUGGAGCACACCACCGACCUUCUCCAGAAGGACAACGAGAACGUGAAGGCUUAUUUCAAGCGUGCCAAGGCGCAUGCGGCCGUCUGGAACGAAGCGGAGGCCCGAGACGACUUCCUGAGGGUGGCUCAACUGGACCCGUCGCUGGCAGCGGCUGUGAAGAAAGAGCUGAGGCUGCUGGGGGAGCGGAUGAGAGAAAAACGCGUGGAAGAUCGGCAGCGCUACCAGGGCCUCUUCCAGCAGCCGCAGCUCCAAGGGGCCAAAGCAGGGAGGGGGCAGUGGGAAGGGGUUGGGAAUGCUGGAGCUGGCCGGCAGGAGGGAGGAGAUUGGGGGGAAGGUAGGGAAGAGACCAGGCUGGGAGCAGCAAGCUCCACAGCACAGGGGGAAGGACAAGACCAAGGCAGGUCUGGACCAGAGGGGGUCAUGGGAGAGGCAGGACUUGGGGAAGGGAACAUCCACCCAAAGGGGGAACGAGGCCUGCGGGAUUCUGGGGAAGACACAGGACUUGGGGGAGAAAGAGCAGAAAGAGGGGAGCCCGGGACAGGACCAGCCCAAGGGACGUCUGGGGUCGGGGGGGGGACGGAGGAGACAGGAGGGGGAGAAGAGAAGCGGGACGCAGAGUGGGGGGAGCCCGGGACAGGACCAGCCCAAGGGACGUCUGGGGUCGGGGGGGGGACGGAGGAGACAGGAGGGGGAGAAGAGAAGCGGGACGCAGAGUGGGGGGAGCCCGGGACAGGACCAGCCCAAGGGACGUCUGGGGUCGGGGGGGGGACGGAGGAGACAGGAGGGGGAGAAGAGAAGCGGGACGCAGAGUGGGGGGAGCCCGGGACAGGACCAGCCCAAGGGACGUCUGGGGUCGGGGGGGGGACGGAGGAGACAGGAGGGGGAGAAGAGAAGCGGGACGCAGAGUGGGGGGAGCCCGGGACAGGACCAGCCCAAGGGACGUCUGGGGUCGGGGGGGGGACGGAGGAGACAGGAGGGGGAGAAGAGAAGCGGGACGCAGAGUGGGGGGAGCCCGGGACAGGACCAGCCCAAGGGACGUCUGGGGUCGGGGGGGGGACGGAGGAGACAGGAGGGGGAGAAGAGAAGCGGGACGCAGAGUGGGGGGAGCCCGGGACAGGACCAGCCCAAGGGACGUCUGGGGUCGGGGGGGGGACGGAGGAGACAGGAGGGGGAGAAGAGAAGCGGGACGCAGAGUGGGGGGAGCCCGGGACAGGACCAGCCCAAGGGACGUCUGGGGUCGGGGGGGGGACGGAGGAGACAGGAGGGGGAGAAGAGAAGCGGGACGCAGAGUGGGGGGAGCCCGGGACAGGACCAGCCCAAGGGACGUCUGGGGUCGGGGGGGGGACGGAGGAGACAGGAGGGGGAGAAGAGAAGCGGGACGCAGAGUGGGGGGAGCCCGGGACAGGACCAGCCCAAGGGACGUCUGGGGUCGGGGGGGGGACGGAGGAGACAGGAGGGGGAGAAGAGAAGCGGGACGCAGAGUGGGGGGAGCCCGGGACAGGACCAGCCCAAGGGACGUCUGGGGUCGGGGGGGGGACGGAGGAGACAGGAGGGGGAGAAGAGAAGCGGGACGCAGAGUGGGGGGAGCCCGGGACAGGACCAGCCCAAGGGACGUCUGGGGUCGGGGGGGGGACGGAGGAGACAGGAGGGGGAGAAGAGAAGCGGGACGCAGAGUGGGGGGAGCCCGGGACAGGACCAGCCCAAGGGACGUCUGGGGUCGGGGGGGGGACGGAGGAGACAGGAGGGGGAGAAGAGAAGCGGGACGCAGAGUGGGGGGAGCCCGGGACAGGACCAGCCCAAGGGACGUCUGGGGUCGGGGGGGGGACGGAGGAGACAGGAGGGGGAGAAGAGAAGCGGGACGCAGAGUGGGGGGAGCCCGGGACAGGACCAGCCCAAGGGACGUCUGGGGUCGGGGGGGGGACGGAGGAGACAGGAGGGGGAGAAGAGAAGCGGGACGCAGAGUGGGGGGAGCCCGGGACAGGACCAGCCCAAGGGACGUCUGGGGUCGGGGGGGGGACGGAGGAGACAGGAGGGGGAGAAGAGAAGCGGGACGCAGAGUGGGGGGAGCCCGGGACAGGACCAGCCCAAGGGACGUCUGGGGUCGGGGGGGGGACGGAGGAGACAGGAGGGGGAGAAGAGAAGCGGGACGCAGAGUGGGGGGAGCCCGGGACAGGACCAGCCCAAGGGACGUCUGGGGUCGGGGGGGGGACGGAGGAGACAGGAGGGGGAGAAGAGAAGCGGGACGCAGAGUGGGGGGAGCCCGGGACAGGACCAGCCCAAGGGACGUCUGGAGCAGAUGGAGCAGGAGAAGGCCCAGCACGCGCAGGGGCAGAGGACCCAGGCCUGGGCGACGGAGGCUCCAGCGCAGAGAGGGAAGGCGCAAGCCAAGGCGAGCGUGAGGCAGCGUCUCAUCUCGUUCAAGGCCCAAAGGGGCCGCUGGAGCGAGGCGGGGGAGAGGAGCCUGCCCGCGAGGGCCACGGGGCAGCAGGCAGGGCACGGUGCGCAGAGGCAGAGGAAGAAGGGGGCAGGAAAGCAGGAGGACAAGCCAGCUCCAAUGCAGCGGAGCAGAGCUUGUGGGGAGGGGCAGGGCCGGGCGGAGAGGGCAGCAGGGCGCUGGGAGACGCCUGCUGAGACGUACAAGACGCUCCCUCGCCACUGCCCUGCAGGGAGGGCUGCACGGAGAGACACUGCUGCCGCUCGAUGGGGCCGGCUAGGAGAGGUGGGCGAAGGCUCCCAGCCUCUAGCAGGGUAGAGCCGGGCAGCCGAGAGCCCAGGGCGGGCAGGGCAAAGCUGGGAGCGGAGGCCACAGGGCCAGGCUGAGGUGGCGGUGGCCUAGUUGGGCCGCUCGGUGACUAGUUAGGCUGUGCCCUGCAGGAAGAGCCGGGGCUCAGCGUCUGGGCCCGGGCUCGAGCUCCGGGCCCCCGGCGGUAGGUCUGUAUUGUGCAGGCUUUCUCCCGAGCCCUGUCACGGCCGAGACACCAACGAAACGGGGAGCUGACAACCCACCCCAGCCACGGGAGCCGACUUCGAAUUCAUCCACCCGACGCCGUGGGCGCCCGCUCUCCCAGCCAGCCCCUGCGGGGCGCAGGAGCCGGCGCUCACCCCGGGCCGAGGCCGCAGCGCUAGCCCCUGGCCCGUGUGCUGCGGCUGUGUGAGCUCGCUCAGAAAUAAAGUGCGUCCCUGGCAAGGCUGUGGCAGGGUUCUUCUGGGCUGCGCCUAGUGU
Messenger RNA from Pelodiscus sinensis (Chinese soft-shelled turtle), 4615 nucleotides. Lineage: Eukaryota; Metazoa; Chordata; Testudines; Trionychidae. The record is from RefSeq and is a predicted model, not a curated record.